Molecule: messenger RNA, 2756 nt
Organism: Glycine soja
Lineage: Eukaryota; Viridiplantae; Streptophyta; Magnoliopsida; Fabales; Fabaceae
Product: G-type lectin S-receptor-like serine/threonine-protein kinase At4g27290
Exons: 7
Coding region: 290-2737 (815 amino acids)
Biological process (GO): recognition of pollen; protein phosphorylation
Molecular function (GO): protein serine/threonine kinase activity; ATP binding
Source: RefSeq, a predicted model, not a curated record
AAAUAAUCGUACACGAACAAGGCUUCAAAGAAAAGGAAAAAUAUUUUUGAAGAUCAGUUUGGAUUGAUAUUUUUACACUGAUGUAGCCCAAAUUUAUUGAUAUCUGUGCCUUAUUUUUCAACUCUAAAUAUGUAAGCAAAGACGAAACAAUUUUUUUGUCACACUUUGAUUCAGUCAUGCAUCCUUCAGAUCAGCCAUUUUCAAACAUCUAAUUAGAAUAUUCCAAGUGUACACUUACCUCUAUUCAUAGAAAUUGUUGAAUAAUUGAAUCCUGCACAAGAAAAUUUCUAUGGAUAUUCUUUCUUCAUUGAUCUUUGUUGCAAGUAUACUUAUCCCUUGUUUCAAAUUCUGCAUAGCAGCUGAUACCAUUCUUCUGUCCCAAUCCAUUAGUGAUGGCAUGACCUUGGUUUCUCGAGGUGAAACAUUUGAACUUGGUUUCUUCAGUCCCAAGAACUCCAACAAACGUUAUCUCGGAAUUUGGUACAAGAAUAUCCCCCAGACAGUUGUUUGGGUUUCGAACAGGGCCAUCAAUGAUUCCUCAGGCAUCUUAACAGUGAACAGUACAGGAAACCUUGUCCUCAGACAGCAUGACAAGGUUGUCUGGUACACAACAUCUGAGAAACAAGCACAGAAUCCAGUGGCGCAGCUUCUAGAUUCAGGGAAUCUUGUUGUAAGAGAUGAGAGUGAAGCAGACUCAGAAGGAUAUUUAUGGCAAAGCUUUGACUACCCUUCAGAUACAAUACUUCCAGGCAUGAAGUUGGGAUUGAACCUCAGAACUGGUAUUGAAUGGAGAAUGACAUCUUGGAAGAAUCCCAAUGAUCCAUCCCCAGGAGACUUUUAUUGGGGCCUUUUGCUUUAUAAUUAUCCUGAGUUUUAUCUGAUGAUGGGAACAGAAAAGUUUGUGAGAGUUGGACCAUGGAAUGGCCUGCAUUUCAGUGGCAUACCAGAUCAAAAGCCUAACCCGAUUUAUGCUUUCAACUACAUAUCCAACAAGGAUGAGAAGUACUACACUUAUAGCCUACAGAAUGCUGCUGUGAUCUCAAGAUUGGUAAUGAAUCAAACCUCUUCAAUGAGUAUUAGAUACGUAUGGAUGGAAAACGAACAAUAUUGGAAGGUCUAUAAAUCGCUGCCAAAAGACAACUGUGACUAUUAUGGCACAUGUGGAGCCUAUGGGACUUGCUUGAUUACAGGCUCCCAAAUAUGCCAGUGCUUAGCAGGGUUCAGUCCCAAGUCACCACAAGCAUGGAACUCAUCUGACUGGACUCAAGGAUGCACACGGAAUCAGCCAUUAAAUUGCACUAACAAGCUCAAUGAUGGAUUUAUGAAAGUGGAAGGUGUGAAAGUGCCAGAUACUACACAUACUUGGUUAGAUGAGACAAUAGGUCUUGGAGAGUGCAGAAUGAAGUGCUUGAAUAAUUGUUCUUGUAUGGCAUAUACUAAUUCAGACAUAAGAGGUGAAGGUAGUGGCUGUGUCAUGUGGUUUGGUGAUCUAAUUGAUAUUAGGCAGUUUGAAAAUGAUGGGCAGGAUCUGUAUAUUCGAAUGGAUUCUUCAGAAUUAGGGGAACAAGAAGAGCACAAGAAGGUGGUGAUCAUAAUAGUUUCUACCACCAUUGCUACAAUUUUAGUAAUUCUUUGUAUUGGUUGUUAUCGUAUAUACAUUGUGCGGCACAGCAUAACUGAGUAUUCAGAUAUUGUACGUGAUCAAAAUAGGGGAGGAAGUGAAGAAAAUAUCGAUCUCCCCUUACUUGACCUUUCAACAAUAGUCAUUGCCACUGAUAACUUCUCAAUAAACAACAAGAUUGGAGAAGGUGGUUUUGGACCAGUAUACAAGGGAAGAUUAGUAAGUGGACAAGAAAUUGCUGUGAAGAGGCUCUCAAGAGGCUCGGGACAAGGAAUGACAGAGUUCAAGAAUGAAGUCAAACUGAUUGCUAAACUUCAGCACCGAAAUCUUGUUAAGCUUCUUGGUUGUUGCGUUCAAGAACAAGACAGAAUGCUGGUUUAUGAGUACAUGACUAAUCGUAGCUUGGAUUGGUUGAUUUUUGAUGAUACUAAAAGCAAACUGCUAGAUUGGCCUAAGCGUUUCAACAUUAUCUGUGGAAUUGCUCGAGGUCUUCUUUAUCUUCAUCAAGAUUCUAGAUUGAGGAUAAUUCAUAGAGACCUCAAAGCAAGUAAUGUUUUGCUCGAUGACCAGAUGAUCCCUAAAAUAUCAGAUUUUGGCAUUGCUAGAAUAUUUGGAGGAGAGCAGACAGAAGGAAAUACAAAUCGAGUUGUUGGAACUUACGGCUACAUGGCACCAGAAUAUGCAGCUGAUGGUAUUUUUUCUGUGAAAACUGACGUUUUCAGUUUUGGUAUUUUGUUGCUGGAGAUUUUAAGUGGAAAGAGAAACAGAGGAUUUUAUCUUGAAAACCAAUCUGCAAACCUUGUCACUCAUGCAUGGAAUCUGUGGAAAGGGGGCAGGGCUAUAGAAAUGGUUGACUCAAACAUAGAGGACUCUUGUGUUCUAUCAGAGGUAUUGCGUUGCAUCCAUGUCUGUCUCUUGUGUGUUCAGCAACACGCAGAGGAUAGGCCUCUUAUGCCUUCCGUGGUUCUAAUGUUGGGGAGUGAAAGUGAAUUGGCUGAGCCAAAAGAACCUGGUUUCUACAUAAAGAAUGAUGAAGGUGAAAAAAUUUCCAUCUCAGGUCAAAGUGAUUUAUUUUCAACCAAUGAAAUAACUAUCACACUAUUAGAAGCCAGAUGAAAUUUAAAUCAAAUUACUA